CAGAACAAACUCCUAACAGGAGGAGACUCACUCAUGGCCUAUGAGACAGAGGAUCAUGAGACUCAAUACUGCUUUCCUGCCAUCAACUCAUCAUGUAUCAAGGGAAAACGCUCCAGACAUGAAUACAAUAUUAUGUAUGUAUUUGUAUCAUUGCUGUCAGUAUGGACUGUGUUUCUGAACCUGCUGGUGAUCAUCUCCAUCUCUCACUUCAAGAAGCUUCACACUCCAACAAACCAGAUUAUUCUCUCUCUGGCAGUUUCCGACCUGCUUAUGGGACUUGCUAUGCCCAUAGAAGGCACCAGGCUGAUUGAGACAUGUUGGUACUUCGGAGACACCUUCUGUGGACUCUAUUUAUUAUUUAUUGCAGUGCUUCUUUCUACAUCUCUCGGUAAUUUGGUUUUAAUAGCUAUUGAUCGUUACGUGGCUGUGUGUCACCCUUUACUGUACCCACAGAAAAUAACCACAACUAAAACUGCAAUAAGCAUCUGUCUGAGCUGGGUUUGCUCCUCAGUCUGUAACACUGCCUCUGUAAUUAAUAACGGAUAUUUUGACACUUCACUCAGAACAGACAUGUGUUAUGGAGAGUGUUCUGUUAUUAUGAGUUUUGCCUGGAGAGUCACUGAUCUAUUAAUGUCUUUUAUUUUUCCGUGUUUCCUAAUCAUAACUUCAUAUUUGAGGAUUUUUCAUGUAGUACAUCAGCAAGUGAAAGUUAUAAACUCUCUGAUGAAUGGAAAAUGUGUAAUGGAAGGUUCAGUGAGGAGGAAAUCUGAGAGUAAAGCUGCUCUGACAUUAGGAAUCAUUGUAACAGUUUAUCUGCUGUGCUGGAUUCCAUACUAUAUCUGUUCUAUAUCAGUAACCUCUUCCACAACCAUAAAUGUUUUGACAUGGGUUGUGUACACAAACUCAGGUCUGAAUCCUCUUAUCUAUGCUUUAUUUUAUCCCUGGUUUAAAAAGACAGUCAAAAACAUCUUAACUCUGAAAAUAUUUCAGCCAGCAUCCUCUCUGGUCAAUAUCUUUACAGAACAUUAAUUAUAAUUAAAUAUGUAAAACUAUGAGAGCAAUUUCACAUAAACUGCAUUACUGUUAUUAAGUCAUAAAGGUAGAUCAUCUGUUUAUCUUUGUAAUUUACACUUCAUGUAUCUUAAAAGUAUGUAUGAUUGCUGUAUAAUUCUCACACUGAUGCAAUGCGAGUUUUUUACUCUACUGAAAUACAUGAUAAAUGUAUGUUAUGUACUUCAUGCUUCACUUUCAUGUCAUAUAGUCAUAUAUAACUAUGUAUACAGGUCAAGCAUAAUAUGGUGGUUCAUCACAAAGUUGAAUGAUUAAAAUGGCUUAUAACCUGCCUCAAGGGUUAAAACAUCUGAUUUUAACGUCAAAUUCACCCAAAAUGAAUUCAAAGUUUGGAGUUACACCAUUAAAAUUAACAGUGGAGCCUAACAAUAAAAAUAGGAAAUGUAAUGGGGGUUAUCUUAAUGUAACAAUGUAUCUUAAUGUAACUUAUCAAGUAAGUUGAUGUAAUGUUUGCUAUAUGUUGUUUCAUAUAAAGUGAUGUAAAUAAAUUAAUGGCAUACUUGAACUACUAACCAUCACCUCUAAUGUUUUAAU
Molecule: messenger RNA, 1605 nt
Organism: Megalobrama amblycephala (Wuchang bream)
Lineage: Eukaryota; Metazoa; Chordata; Actinopteri; Cypriniformes; Xenocyprididae
Product: trace amine-associated receptor 13c-like
Exons: 1
Coding region: 34-1029 (331 amino acids)
Biological process (GO): G protein-coupled receptor signaling pathway
Cellular component (GO): membrane
Molecular function (GO): trace-amine receptor activity
Source: RefSeq, a predicted model, not a curated record